Molecule: messenger RNA, 2541 nt
Organism: Manduca sexta (tobacco hornworm)
Lineage: Eukaryota; Metazoa; Arthropoda; Insecta; Lepidoptera; Sphingidae
Gene: Hacl
Product: 2-hydroxyacyl-CoA lyase 1
Exons: 12
Coding region: 299-2008 (569 amino acids)
Biological process (GO): fatty acid alpha-oxidation
Cellular component (GO): peroxisome
Molecular function (GO): catalytic activity; magnesium ion binding; thiamine pyrophosphate binding
Source: RefSeq, a predicted model, not a curated record
UCCAAUUUUGGCCACGUUCAUUACGCCAAUUACUGAUUAGGGCGCCCUAUACAUACAUUAUCAUCAUGUUUACAUUUUACGUUAUCUCAUUGCGAUUCAGAAACUUGCAACCCUAGAAUGGAAAUGACGCGCAAAAUCCAAAGUUUAUUGUGAUAAAACAAUAAUUCAAAUUUAGAUUUUAGAGCUUGUCAGAAGAUAAGGAUAAUACUGCGAUACCUACGUUAAGCGAUUUUAUGGUAGAAUAAGCCAGUUGGUGUUCAGAAGAUCUUUGCACAUAACUCAAAAGUUGAGCUCAAACAUGACAAUCGACGGGAAUACAAUUUUGGCGGAAAGUCUUAAAAAGCAAGGUGUGGAGUAUGUGUUCGGUAUAGUUGGAAUACCGGUAAUAGAAACAGCCCUCGCAUUCCAAAGUGCUGGCCUGAAGUAUAUUGGCAUGAGAAAUGAGCAAGCUGCCUGCUAUGCUGCUCAGGCUGCUGGAUAUCUCACGGGUAAACCGGGAGUAUGUUUGGCGGUGUCUGGUCCCGGACUGCUCCACUGUAUCGGUGGAAUGGCUAAUGCCCAGGUCAAUUGUUGGCCACUGUUGGUUAUAGCUGGAUCUUGUCCCGAGGAUCACGAGGGAAUCGGCGGUUUCCAAGAAUGGCCUCAGGUGGAAUCGAGUCGUCUGUACUGUAAAUAUGCCGCGCGGCCUCCGUCGCCGCGUCUCAUUCCGCAACAUGUUGAAAAGGCCGUGCGCCUCGCCGCCGCCGGCCGGCCCGGUGUGUCGUACCUCGACAUGCCGGGAACUCUUCUCAUGGCGGAAGUGGAAGAAGAGAAAGUCCCGUUGGAGUACUACAGCGCGGCGCCGGUGGAGCUGGCGCACGCGGCGCCGGCGCAGGUGUGGCGCGCCGCCGAGCUGCUGCGCGCCGCGCGCCGCCCGCUGCUGGUGCUGGGCAAGGGCGCCGCCUACGCACGCGCCGAGCUACAACUCACGCAACUCGUUAACGACACCAAGCUGCCCUUCCUGCCUACGCCCAUGGGCAAGGGCGUAGUGUCGGAUGAGUCCGAGUACUGCGUGUCAACAGCCCGCACACAAGCGCUUCUCAAAGCAGACGUAAUAGUUCUGCUGGGCGCGAGACUCAACUGGAUGUUGCAUUUCGGACAGCCGCCGCGGUUCGCACCCGAUGUUAAAGUUAUUCAGGUGGAUAUAAAUCCGGAAGAGUUCCACAACAGUAUAAAGUCCGAGGUGGCUGUGCACUCUGAUAUCAAACCAUUCGUAGAAGCGCUCGCGCAGAAUCUGAACAAAUCGAAAUUCUCGUUGGAUCCCGCUACCAACGAAUGGUGGCAAUCGCUGAAGCAGAAACAAAAGGCGAACACGGAGUUUGUUGAGGCUCAGGCCGCGAACACAUCAGUGCCUCUCAAUUACUAUGCAGUGUUCAAGACUGUACAACAAAACAUUCCCAGAGACUCGAUAAUAGUGAGCGAGGGCGCAAACACCAUGGACAUCGGCCGCGGGCUGCUGUUGAACAACAAACCGAGACACCGACUCGACGCGGGCACUUUUGGCACUAUGGGUGUUGGUCCUGGCUUCGCGGUGGCAGCUGCCAUGUGGUGCCGUGACUAUGAGCCGGGCAAGCGAGUCAUUUGUGUCGAGGGCGACUCCGCUUUUGGAUUCUCAGGGAUGGAGAUCGAAACCAUGUUCCGCUACAAACUGCCUGUUAUUAUAGUAAUAGUCAACAACAACGGCAUUUAUAACGGUUUCAACAAAGAGAUGAUGGCUGACAUACAGUCUAGCGGCGAUGUAGCGCAGUGCACACCGCCAACAGCGCUAAGUGGCGAAGUACGUUACGAGAAGAUGAUGGAAAUGUUUGGCGAGACUGGCCAUCUUUGCCGCACCGUUGAAGAUAUCAAAGCUGCACUCAAAAAGGCCUUAGAAGAAACGGAAAAACCUAGCAUUAUUAACAUACUCAUCGACCCACAGUCUAGCAGAAAACCACAGACAUUCAACUGGCUCACAGAAUCAAAAUUGUAAUUUCAUGACAUUUUUGUUUGCAUUUUAUACUGAUAACUGCCAUGUGAAGUUGAAUUGUAAUGAUUGUUCAAUAUUUUUACUGUAUUUUGGUGGAAGGGUCUUACAAUACAAAGUUUGCAAUAGGGUUGCAUCAGGUGUGUGUGCAUUUUAAAAAUCGUAUGUCGUAAUCAUAAAAUGAUUAUUUUAUUCAGAUAAAAAAUAUCACUUUAUUCUUUGAAUCGAUUUUAUGUAAAUUUACAGAAACAAAGUGCUAGUCAGGACCUGUUUUACCCAGUGUAUAGGCACUAUUCAAGUUAUUCUAAAAGGUAUUUAUUGUUCAAUGGUUAUUAUAUUUAUUGGUGCUAAGUGGGUGCAGUAGGUGGAAGCAUUUUGUACUUUUAUAAACAUUUAAUAAGGGUUAAAAAUAAUACAAAUAAGUGGUUUGACAAGUCUGUAUUUAAAUUAUUCUUAAGUUAUUGUGGUCAAGAUGUAUGUAAUUUGUAUAUAAUGAACUUAAAAAUAUAUUAUCCAAUACAUUUAUAUUAUAAACUAAA